AUGGUGGUUAUGUAUACAUGUUGUACAUGGAUACCCUUGCGUCUUGGAAGCAUUAUCGUUGGAUUAAUAUCAUUAGCACAGUCGAUUUUAAUUGGAUUGGUUUGUCUUAUCAGUAUGAAUAUGACAGAUACCAUAUCACAUGAAAUAAAUAAAUUGCUUUGCUCAAAUAACAUGUUUUACACGACACCAAUUUGGAGAGUAAUCGAAAAAGAUCCAAUGUUUUUAAUUACAAACAUUAUGAUAUAUUUUGUGUUUUACACUAUUAGUUGUAUUGCAUUAAUAUAUGGAGCUCUAAAGAGUUCAAUUAUUUUUAUGCUACCGUACAUAAUACUCGAACUUAUAAGGUUAUUUGUUAUAUUAUACGUAGUCUUAACAUCCAUAAUUCUAUUAAAAAUUAAUGUACUGGAUUUUUUAAUCCUCAUUUUAAUAUCUGUCAUUGGUGUGGUUCUUUUACAAAUUUUAGUUUAUUUAUGGUGUUGUCCAGUGAGUUUGGUGCAGUGUUUAUGUUUGAAAAAUUCUUUAGCUUUUGAGUCACAAGAAGUUUUCAACAACAAUAAUAUUACGUUACCAAAGACUGCGACGGCGGUGGUAAACAUUCAUAACAUCGUGUAUGAUCCGCUAUCCGAUCAUUAUGGUUGGGGACCAUUCAAACCGAGCUACAAUUAUCCUUAUAAAAAUAUGCCACAAUAUGAGUACUAAAUACUAACUGCUUUUGGUAAACUAGACAAUUAGUGUAAAAUACAGGGUACUUAAUUUACCUUCUGUGUUUUAUAGUAUUUUAUUCAAAACCUUCAAGUGCAUUGAUUAGGAUCAUAAAAUAACCAU
Molecule: messenger RNA, 825 nt
Organism: Sipha flava (yellow sugarcane aphid)
Lineage: Eukaryota; Metazoa; Arthropoda; Insecta; Hemiptera; Aphididae
Exons: 5
Coding region: 1-699 (232 amino acids)
Source: RefSeq, a predicted model, not a curated record